Messenger RNA from Betta splendens (Siamese fighting fish), 6979 nucleotides. Its product is annotated as DENN domain-containing protein 4B-like. Gene Ontology annotation, biological process: regulation of Rab protein signal transduction. Gene Ontology annotation, cellular component: cytoplasmic vesicle. Bases 1063 to 5598 code for a protein of 1511 amino acids. Lineage: Eukaryota; Metazoa; Chordata; Actinopteri; Anabantiformes; Osphronemidae. Gene Ontology annotation, molecular function: protein binding. The record is from RefSeq and is a predicted model, not a curated record. The transcript has 29 exons.
GUAAUAAAUCUUUCAUCAGGUCCUCAUGUGUUUGGGGCCUAACACGCUGCUCAUGUUACACUUUUUGCUUUUCAGUCAUUUCCCAGCAUGCUCUGGGGAAUCUAACACUUCUAACACAUUACACCAGCUUCUCUGCUGCAGACAUUCCUCAAUCUGAACUCAGAUGCAGGAGCAGGAUUAUGUAACAUCUGGACAAACAUGGGCCUCCUUAAAGUUUCGUCAGUGUCACUCAAAGGAGGGGACUCGUCAGACAGCUGCAGCUUUAACCUGACGCUGUGUGGUCCAGCUCUAAGUUUAGACAGCGGUCAUUCAAACCUGCACCUUCAGCUCAGCUUUCUCAGCAGAAAGGUUCAUGUUAUCUGGGAUCUGAAAACGAUCAUUGCUUGGCUUCUGAUGGUUUUCUGUUAAAUAGUUGUUUGAUAAAAAUCAGUCGUUGUUUAUGGUCAACCUGAAUCCCCACAGGCGCUCUGCCAUUGGACGCUUUAAAGUGUAGCUGGUUUCCCCUCGUUAUUUCCUCUGUGGCUGCUUCUGUUACUUCCUUGAACUGUUUGUGUUUCAGCCAGAAGUGGCUGCAACUACUCUAUUAGACACAGCACACAUGAACGUUACUGGUUCUUACACCUGCCUUCAUCGUUUGGCUGCUCGGGAACCUGCUCGUCCAGUCACUGGUAGACUCAUUUAUUCAUUCGGUUGAGUCGUUGUGAAGACCACAACAGCCAUAAGUGACAGAGUUGGUUGUGUCACGUUUGACGUGGAGUCAUGUGACUGACUGGACCACGUGACCCUGCUGGAGAUGCCAUAAUAGCCAGAGCAGUGACCGAGGCAUUGUUGUCUGUGGCCUGGUACCAGCGAACACGCUGAAGAUGUCACCUCCACUCAUUAAAGGAAACUCCUCUUACUUUCUUUCCUGCUCAGCUGCUCUUUUUUUGUCUGGUAAACUGGAAAUGAAAGCUUCAUUCCUCUGCCUCGAUGCUCCACUGACUUCCUGUGGCAGCUUUUCAAAGUGGCUGUCAAAACGAAGCUGAAAGCACGUGUCCAGCUGCAGAGAAGACGAGACGCCUGAUGACAGACUCACAUGGAGGGCAGACAGGAGGCAUGACAGAGGAGAAAUGUCCCCAGCUGGUGGACUACUUUGUAGUGGCAGGUCUCAAUCCUGAUGGUCCCUGGAAGCCGCUGGACGACGAUGGCAAGAGCUCGUCCACCUCCUCCUCUUCCUCAUCGUCGUUGGCCCGGGCAGUGGAGCCGGUGACGGACCUGGCGGUGAUCGCCCGGGGGCUCGGAGAGGAAGUGCCCGAGGGCUUCACUUGCAUCGAAAAGACACUGGGCGGCCACUCGGCCGAGCUGAGCGCCGGCCUCAUCAACAACCCGCACCUGUACCUGUGCUACCGCCGAGGACGGGACAAACCACCCAUACUGGACCUGGGGGUCCUGUAUGAGGGCAAGGAGCAGCUGAAACAGGGCUGGUACGUCAUUGAGACCACGCCUUACAGUCGCUCGGCCAGCCUGAGCUCCGGAGGCGCCCCCGCGGCGCAUCGGGUCUUUCUGACGUACCGCCGAGCUCUGGACUCGCAGGGGCUCCACACACUGGGCAUCACCGACAUCGCCCUGCUGCUCCCCGGCAAAGCAGAGGUGGCGCCACACACCUUCUGUCGCGUGGAGAAGAACCUCAACACUGGCAUGUGGGGUCCAGCUCUGUACGUGUGCUACAAACGCGCCGUGGCCAAGGCCAACGCGCUGGUCUACGAAGCCAGUCUGAUCAGCCGGUACCCGGAGGAAGACCUGGAAGCGUUUCCUCUGCCGGAGUCGGUGCCGGUCUUCUGUCUGCCCAUGGGCGUCACCGUGGAGAGCUGGCCUCUAAAUGCCAAGUACCAGCUGCCUGUCUUCUCCACCUUCGUCUUCACCUCCGCCUCCGGAGACAAGGUUUACGGCGCAGCCAUCCAGUUCUACGAGGCCUUCCCCAGGGACCUGCUGUCAGAACGGCAGUGUGUGAGGCUGGGGUUGCUCAGCGUGGUGGACCGGCGGCCCAUCACCAACCGCAGCCUGCAGGCCAAGAAGAGCAUCUGCGUCCUGUCCCACUGGCCCUUCUUCACCGUCUUCCAGAAGUUCCUCACCUUCGUCUACAGAUACUCGAUCUCCGGACCCCACGUGCUGCCGAUCGAGAAACACAUCUCCAGCUUCAUGCACAACGUCCCGUUUCCUUCUCCCCAGCGCCCUCGGAUCCUCGUUCAGCUCUCUCCAUACGACAACCUGCUGCUCUGCCAGCCGGUCUCAUCUCCGCUCCCGCUCAGUGGAGCGAGCUUCCUGAAGCUGCUGCAGAACCUCGGCCCGGAGAACACGUGCACGCUGCUGCUCGCCAUCCUCACUGAACAUAAGCUGCUGCUACACUCGCUCCGGCCCGACGUCCUGACCUCCGUCAGCGAGGCACUGGUCUCCAUAAGUUUUCCCCUGCGCUGGCUCUGCCCCUACAUCCCACUGUGUCCGCUGCAGAUGGCCGACGUGCUACUGGCGCCGAUGCCCUUCAUCGUCGGCGUGCAUUCCAGCUACUUUGACCUGUACGACCCUCCAACCGAUGUGGUGUGUGUCGACCUGGACACCAACACCAUCUUCCAGUCAGAUGACAAGAAGCCGUUGUCAUGGCGAUCAUUACCCAGGAAGCACAGCAAGAUUCUGUUCAACACCCUCACCAGCCUUCACAAGACCCUGGAGAAGAUCUGCUCCCCUGGUCAGGAGGACGCCACACUGGAGUUUCUGCUCACGGACUAUGAUCAGAUCUACAGACGCCAGAAGCAGUUGGAGCUGGAGAUCCAGGAGGCGUUUCUGCGCUUCAUGAGCUGCCUGCUGCGAGGAUACCGAAGCUUCCUGCUGCCCAUCACGCAGGCGCCUUCGGACAGAGCCACCGACUGCAGCUCGCUUUUUAACCUGCAGGGUUUUCUGAAGUCUCGGGAUCGAACGCAGCAGAAGUUUUACAGCCAGCUGACCAGAACCCAGAUGUUCACCCAGUUCAUCGAGGAGUGCUCCUUCGUCAGCGAGCGCCACGCCUGCCUCGAGUUCUUCGAUGAGUGCGUCCAAAAGGUGGAUGUGGAGAAGCCAGAGGACGUGAGGCUCAUUGACCUGGAUGAGACCCACAGUGGGGAACACACGGUAUUCAUCAUGCCUCCAGAAGAACCGCAGGAAGCGGAUGGGUCCGAGUGCCCCGCCCUGUACAGCUACGACACCUUCCCCACCGUGAAGCCCGAGCUCUUUGACCGACCCCAGGACCAGCUCCGAGUCCCGGCUAAGGGCAGUGCCCCCAGCAGCCCGGCCCCCCGUCGUACCAAACAGGAAAUGAAGUUGGCCCAGAAGCGAGCUCAGAAGUACUCAUCCGUACCCGACAUGUGGUCCAAGUGCCUGCUGGGCCACUGCUACGGCCUCUGGUUCAUCUACCUGCCCACCUUUGUUCGGGCAGAAAGCUCAAAGGUUCGCGCCUUGCACACGGCCUACGACGUCCUCAAACACAUGGAGAACCGCAAGGUGGUGAUGCCCGACGAGGUGUGUUACCGGAUCCUGAUGCAGCUGUGUGGUCAGUACGGGCAGCCGGUCCUCGCCGUCCGCGUCCUGCUGGAGAUGAAGAAAGCAGGAAUCACCCCCAACACCAUUACCUACGCGUACUACAAUAAGGCAGUGCUGGAGAGCAAGUGGCCGUCCACCAACCAGGGCGGACGACUCCGCUGGGCCAAGCUGAGGAACGUCCUGCUGGCCGUGGCCCAGUUCAGGCAGCCAAUCAAACGCCGCCCGCAGAGUGGCUCAGUGGGGUUACGAGCAGAAGUGAUGGUGGAGCCCGAUCAGAGACUCCGUCCUCACUCGACUCUGAUUCGUCAGUCCAGUUGGAGUGGUCUGAGUGAAAGCUCCAGUCACGAGUCGCUGAGCAUCCUGCUGGUGAAGAGCAACAGUCUCAGCAGCAUGAAGGCGUCAACCAACAUGGCCAGUGUCGCUAAAAAGGCCAACGGCUGCUCCAGUAAACCGCCGCUGGGGCGCCGGGACGCCUCCACCCCCCCCUCAGCAGCCCCGGGCGGUGGUGGCCUGGUGCGGCGGAGUCAGGUCUGCCUCUCCACCUUCUACGCCGACUGUGCAGAGCCAGGAAACGAGCUGGACUGCAGCUGUCAGUCUGCACAGAGGGACAGCAGACCAGCGGGAACUCGUGACUCAACGGCUAGAAACAAAGGUCUAGACGAGAACUGCAACAACGUGUCAUCUCCCAGCCGAGGAGGUCUGGCAGGGAAACUCCAGCAGCUCCUUACUCCAACCAGGCACAGGGUGUCUGUGCGCCGAGCUGCCAGUGUGGACGAGCGGCAGCCUCGAGGAGGAGGAGGAGGAGGUAUAGGACGAAGAGUGUCAGAGCAGAGACAGUCCCGAAAAGCUCAGGUUGCUGAAACGCUGCUGAAAGCCAAGGACAAGCUGGUCAGCGCCACCUCCGAGAGUUCGUUGUCUGUGGGAAGCGACCUGGAGCUGAUGGACGCACCGAGCCCAGCGUGUCCUCAGCGCCGAUCCUGGGACGCCGGUCAGGAAGGAGCUGGUCUGGAGGUGCUGAUGUCCAGCUGCUCUCUGUGCCGCAGCUGCAACUCGUUGGUGUAUGACGAGGAGAUCAUGGCCGGAUGGACGUCCGAUGACUCCAACCUGAACUCAUCCUGCCCGUUUUGCUGCGCCUCCUUCGUCCCCUUCCUCAACGCUGAGAUCUGUGACCUCUGCCCCGUCAGCAGCACCGGGAACAUGGAUGACGAGGUGGAGAGCGCGGUGAGACCCCCCAGUGUUCACGAGGCCUCGCUACGACAACAGUGCAAUGGCGUGAGCGACGACUCCAGCUCUGAGACCAGCAGCUACUCGGAGAACAGCAGAACCACCACGAUGUCCUCAGUGGGCGGAGCUCCUCAGGUGACGGUGGCCUACCUGAGUCCUCUGGUUCUGAGAAAGGAGCUGGAGAGCCUACUGGAGAACGAGGGCGAGGCGGUUCUGGCUCAGCCUCAGUUCCUAGACAGUCACUCCAUCAUCUUCUGGAACCUGGUGUGGUACUUCCAGCGCCUCGCUCUGCCCAGCAACCUGCUGCAGCUGGUGCGAGCCUCGCCGCUGGCCAGCAACUUUGCGCCGCUGUCACAGUCGGAGAACUCAGCCGUGAGGGCGCGGCUCCUCUGGGACACCCUGACCCCCGACACUGACCAGUGGCCCCCCCUCUACAUCCUCUGGAGGAUCCAUAGUGGCGUCCCCAUGAGGAGCUACAGCUGGCGGAGACACAACCACCCGUUCACCCUAUCCUUCCUGGAGGAGGUGCUGCGGUGGGUUGGCAUGAACGAGGUGCACAAGGCCGUCACGCUCUUCCUGGACACGCUGGCCAAACAGCCAGGAUCCCCACGGAUACAGAGGAGUCUGUACAGAGAGUUCCUCUUCCUCACGCUGGCAGCGAUGGGCAAAGACCAUGUUGCUGCGUUCGAUAAGAAGUACAAGGCGGCGUACACACGGCUCAGCGGAACUCUGGGCCGCGACGAGCUCCGCAGGAAGCGGGCUCAGCCUCCCAGCCCCAAAGCCGUGGACUGCAGGCGCAGCUUCCACCCGCCUCUCGAGUGCUGAUCCUCCUGAAGCCGACGUGUUCACCUCCCCAAUGCCUCGCGUGGACGUUGGGCCUCGCUCCUUCCUCUUCCUCUGUUUGCUUUGUCCGUGUGAAUCCAGCCGCUCUUUGUCUCAGUGAAGACCCUGACAGUUGUUGUGGCAGCAGAUGAAGACAGGUUCAGAUGAGUAGAGUCUCUGAGCCCAGAUCAGGCUGCAGAUGCUUCCUCUGAGGCCAAGUGACCAGUGGAAGCUUGUUUCUGUCAGAGGACAAGGUCCAGAAUGUUUAGGAGGCCGGAGAAACACUGGGGUCUCCUGGAGGCCGAGGUCACCUGGUUGUGUUAGAAUCCAGUGACACAAAAGGAAAAAAACGAGCUGCUGAGCACGGAUCCAGUUUUUUCCUCAACCAAAGUGGGGGAAUCCUAUGAGGAGCCUGCUUGGGCCCAUGCGCAGCAACAACCUACUGUUGGUACCUGCUUGUUUGAGUCCAGACUCGGGUUUUACAGAGAACUUAAAUGUUAAAAAGUCCUCUGUGGAAAUUCAGAACGAUUAAAAAGCUGCAUCCUCAUUAAUGUAGUAACUCCUUUAAACGUCUGCAUGACUACGUUAAAUUCAGAGUUAGCGAUUCUACAAGCUUAUUACAUUAUCCAGGAUUUAUGCUUUUAUUUUUAAAGGUGUGCUGAUCCUAAUUGAAACUCAACUAAAACAUUAUGUUUCAGGAUCUUAAAUAGGGGAGAUGCAUGCGGCUGCAGGAUUUCAGGCAUCGCUGCAAUAGACUGUCCAUGAAACCAAUCAUCCAAUUAUUUUAUCCUUGUAGUCAUAAUGACGACAUGCGACAGGUUCGAGAGUCAACUCAGACUUUGCUUCACUUCAUGACUACUGAACAAUUUUGUGUUUGGAGUCUAAAACUGUAAAGCCCACUUUGAGCUCUGCUUCAGCUUGCAGCAGCGCCUUUAGCAUUGUGACGUCACAGUGUCCUGACCACGCCCAGAACGCGCCUGACCACAGUGAAGCUUUGACCACUAGUGUGGUGGAUACUGUCAAAUGUUUUUGUUAAUCAGAGGUCACACAUCACUUACCUAGAAGGUUAAUGUUUAGCAAAACAAAUAAACAUUUGAACAGCAGGGGUUUCCGUGCUGGACAGCUGAGCGUCAUGGUGCCAAAUACUCUGUAGUCCCGAUGAGUGAAAUUGAAUGGCAGUUCCAGACAAACCCUUUUUUACGAGACGACGAAGAGGAUCAGGAAUCAGUGAAGGACGUUUAGCAUCACAGAGAAAACCCAGCACUGACAUUAGGUUCGAUGUUCGAGAGAGGAGCGUAUUUAACUGUGUGUUGUAAUUUAUAAAUGGCUGUGAUCUCGGUUGUAAAUGUUUUUUUACGAAAACAAAUAAAAAAACGAGGAAGCG